Messenger RNA from Chelmon rostratus (copperband butterflyfish), 9443 nucleotides. Its product is annotated as golgin subfamily B member 1-like. Gene Ontology annotation, cellular component: Golgi apparatus. The transcript is spliced from 29 exons. The record is from RefSeq and is a predicted model, not a curated record. Bases 112 to 7914 code for a protein of 2600 amino acids. NCBI's taxonomy places the organism in Eukaryota, Metazoa, Chordata, Actinopteri, Chaetodontiformes, Chaetodontidae.
GUUGACAAACGUGACCAAUGCAUAUCUCUGUCCCGUUUGCAAUUUCGUCGCCAAGUGGAUUAACAUGUAAUUUGUGUUGACGUUGCGAGGUUUCAGGUCUAAACUGAAACCAUGCUGAAGUGGUUUUCCGGUGAGGAGGGAGAGUCUGGCUCUGUGGGCCCAGGCUCUCCCCAUGGUGCUGCUGCUGCUGGUGGAGAGGUUGCUGUAGAAGAAAUGGCAGAGCGGCUCAUCCAAACAGAGCAGCUGGUCACUCAGCUGAAGGAGAUGAUCCGCGAGAAGGACGCAGCACUUCGCUCCAAAGAUGACCAACUUAAGGUGGAGAAGGAGACGUGUGAGGCCAAGUUGUCAAAGCUGCGUCUCCAGAACAAGGCCAAGGUGACGUCCCUCACCACCCAGCUGGAGGAGCUGAAGAAACAACAGGGAGGUCAGGGCACGCCAACACACAGCAAAAAGGGGUCAUCAGAAGGAGGAGAGCAAGCCAGUCGGGGCAAGAUCGUGUUGCUUAAGAAGAAGGUUGAGGAGCUUGAACAGCAGCUUGCACAAAGAGUGGAGGAACUGGAAAACAAGAGGAGGGAGGUGGAGUCACAGCGGCAGCGAGGUGAGGAAAUGGACGUUAUGCUGACAGAGAGGGACAGGAAGCUGGCAGAAAAAGAGGCCUAUAUUGUCCACCUGCAAACAGCGUUGGCAGGAGAUCAGCCCAUCACACCUGCACCACAACAAAAGGUGACGGAGGACAGCGGAGCGAUGCAGGAGCUGCAGCUGCUGGUGCAGAGUCUGACCAGGAAGGUGGGAGAAUCAGAGGAGCGCUACAGUUUGCUGCAGGAGCAGGCGGACAGCCUCAAAGAGCUGCUGGUCACAGAGAAGGAGCAGUACAGUCAGAAGGAGAGCAUGUACAAACAGAACAUCCAGACAUUCAAAGACAUCAUCAUCCAGAAAGAUAACCAGCUGAUGGAGAUCAACCAGCUGCACGAACAGGAGCUCUUCAAGUUGGCAGCAAAGUCUGAUGCCAGUGCAGACUUAGAGCAGCUGCUGAAGGCUCUGAAACAGAAACUUCACGAGAAGGAGGAGGUGCUGCUUGGUAAAACCCAGGUCAUUGAUGUUCUCCAGGGAGAGGUGGAUGGCAGAGACCAACAGAUAAAGGAGCUCACAGAGCGACUGCGCCGGCUGCAGGUGGAGCGAGAGAGCCUGGAAUCCAAGAUGGAGGCAGAGAAGCACGUGAUGCGAGCACAGCUUCGCGACCUGAUGGAAAAGCAGCGUGCGGAGGUGCAGCGAAUGACUGAGCAGCAUCAGGCGCAGUUAGCCCAGACGCAGCAGGACCUCCUGGGGCAGGUGGAGGAGCUGAGGAGGGCUGCGGUAUCAGCGCCACCUGCCAGUCAGGAGGCCUCAGGAGGUGGAAGCAUGCCUGUGGACUCAGCCUCCAUCCAAAGGAUAGCUGAGCUGGAAGCUCAAGCAAAACAAAAGACGGACGAAGCCGGCAGAUCAGAGGCCAAGUUCCUGAAGAUGAAAGCCUGGUCAAAGACUCGCAUCCGACAGUUGGAGGAGGAGUUGAAAAAGAGUCAGGCUGGAGGUGCCCCCCCAGACCUGACUGCCCUGCGGAGUCAUAUCACAGCGCUGGAGGAGGAGAGAGAGGAAAACCUGUGGAAAGUGGAGCAAUAUGAGGAGCUCAAAGCAAAGAGCGAAAUGCUGGAGGCUAAGCUGGUGGUAUAUGAGGAGCAACAGAGGACACUUCAAGCAGACCUGGAGCAGUUCACCAAGAGGGCUGCCUCUCAGGCCAGCGAGUCGGGCAGUGCUGACGACACUCAGAGCCAGGUGCUGGAGUGGCAGGAGAUGGUAGCUGAGGCGGUCAGUGCCAGGGACCGGGCCAAGGAGGAGAAGACCGCCAUGGCCCUCCGCAUCAGCCACAUGGAGGAGGAAAGAGAGGCACUGGCCACUCGGCAGCAGGAGUUGGAGGAGGAGCUGGCUCAAGCUCGGGGGCUCGGCCAACACAGGGUCAAGAAGCUGGCGGCUCCGGCCCAGCGAAGCCUGCAGGAGGACUUUGAAUUUGAUGGGCAGGACCCGCGGAGCACCUCUGAGAGCACGACCCCGAUGGAGGGAGAGAACAUGGGAGACGGUUUGCGGUCUGUUGUGGAGGAGUUGGAGCUGGAAAGAAACCAACUGCAGGAGCAGAUACUGAGCCUGGAGGAGCGCUGUCAAGACCUGGAGGAUCGACUGCAGCUGCAGGCUCGCAUCGAGGCAUUACAGAACGAGUCAGAGAAACUACAGAGCCAACUGUCCAGCGUCCGCAGUCAGCAGAGCAGAGAUGCAGAGAAGCAUCAGCUGCUGGUCAGCAGUCUCAACGAACAGCUCAAAGGGCUGAGUAGCACACAGGAGUGCCUGGAGAGCUCACUCAUCGAGAAGGAGAAUACGUUGGCCAAGACGUCUGAGAAACUUGAGCUCAUCAACGGCCUCCGAGAAUCUUUGAGUGAAAGAGAAGCUCAGUACAAAGAGGUGUCCGACAAGCUCCUUCAGGCCGAGCACACCCUUGAGAGUGUUUCCAGUAAAUGCAUCAGCUCAGAGAAACAGUGCUCUGAGCUGAAAACAGAAGUUGUCGACCUCACGCAGAAGCUGAACGUGCUGAAGGACAAGACACAAAAACAGGAAGCCACCAUAGAAGCUUUACAAACUGACCUCGAUCAGACAAACGAAGAGCUGGACAAGCUGAAUACCGCCUACCUGGAAGAACGAGCCCAACUCAUUCAUGACCUUCAAAGCUGCGAGCGGGAAAUCGACAGCCUUAAAGACUCGCUGUUGGAAAAGGAGAAGGAGAUAUCAACCCUCUCUGGUAACAUGGCGGAAUUUGCAGAACAGGUCACGGUGCUGAAGCAGGAGCUCAAGCUCAAAGAGGAGAACCUGGUUCAGGUAGAAAAUGCACUGAGAAAGGCAGAGAGGGAGACUAUGAUCAUCAGAGAGUCGCAGAAUUCAGACCAGCAUGCACUGGAUAGCAAGAUGACGGAGCUGGUCGGGAACCUCAAGGAUACGGAGAUGGAGUUGAUCAAAGCCAAAGAGGAGAGAGAGUCAAAGGUGGCUGAAGUUGAACUUUUGAUAAAGCAAGCUGAAGAGGACAAGAAAACUAUUCAGGAGCUUCGAGGGGAGAUCCAGAAACAGGUUGUAAGCCAUCGUAAUCACCUUUCUGAAUGUGAAUCACAUGUCACAUCACUAAAGGAACAGCUGACUUUAUCCACCCAGAAGCUGCAGGAGUCUGACGGACUUGUGUUGCAGCUCAAGGACAGAAACACCUGCAAUGAGCAACUACAGCAGCAGCUUCAUGAUAAAGAACAGGUGUAUCAGAAAGAGCUCAAAUCCUACAAGGAGGAGCAGAACAAACUUCUAGCACAGGUGGAACAAUACAAUGAUGAAAUGCAAACAUUGUCCAAACAACUAAACGAGCAAGUACAGAGUGAAGAGCGCAUCAAAAAGGAGAUGCGAGAGAAACUGGAAACCGUAGCAUCACAGGCCGAGGACGAGAGGCAGAAAUUCAACACCGAACUGAGAGUCCGGGAUUCGGAAAACGAGAAAUUGAGCAGUGAGCUUCAGAGCAAAUCUGAAAAUGUGUCUAAACUGAAAAACCUAUUAAAAGGCCUGAAGACUGAGAAAAAGCAGCUGCAAGAAAAGCUCGAAGGGCUGAGUGAAGAGCUCGAGCUGCAGAAGCAGAGUGUAAAUCAGCUCACUGAAACGGGUACGUCUGCUCUUGAACUUAACCGCACUCUUGAGAAUCAAGUACAUCACCUUACAAAAGAAAAAGAGAGACUCGAAGUGGAAUUAAGUGAAAGUGUAAAGACUGUUUCAGAAGUUACAGUUGAAAAGGAAUCGCUGCAAGUCAAAAUAUCCGUGUUGGAAACGCAGUUUUCACAAAGCAAAACAAUAAUCGAAGGGCUACAAAAAGAUAAAGAGGAACUGACUGUUCGAACGAAUGAGUUAAAUAGAGUUCUUGAGCAGAGCACACACUCAAACUCAGAAAUUCUGCUGGAAAAAACACAUGAAUGUAAUAAUCUCAACCAGCUACUCAGGGAGAGGGAGGAGAAGGUAGAGCAACUGCAGAAGCGAGUGCAAAGCUUGACCUCUAAGACAGACCAGCUUCAGCAUGACGCGGCAGAAAAAGAACAGACUGUCAGCGAUCUGCGAGCACAAGCAGAGGCCCAGCGAAACCAGCAAAGCCAACUCCAGGAAACACUGUCCCUGCUCCGAGAACAGGACCGCAGUCUGAAGUCUGCCAUCAUGGAGAAGGAUGCAGAGAACCAGCGUUUGCAGAAUGAAGUCACACAGCAGAAAAACACUGCGUCCAAGCUUCAAGCAGAAGCUGAAUCACUUAACGAGGAACGCUCACGACUUCGCCAGCAAAUAGAAGACAGAGAAGAGAUGUUGAAAAAUGUCAAACAACAAUGUGAAAAACACAAAGAAGAACUGAAUGGUACAAACGAGACUGUUAAGUCUCUGAGUGAGCAGAUCAGUGUCAUGGAAGGAAAUGCCAGAAAGCUUGAGACUGAAUUAGAGGUGAGGCAAACAGAGCUGGCUAAUUUAAACAGUUACAUCCAGGCAGCGACGGAGCAAAACCACCAACUCCGUGCUGCAUGUGAGUCCAGAGAAAAGGAGCUCGCUCAGCAAACGCAGGUUCUGUCGGACCUCGAUGGACAACUCAAAGCAGCUCUGGAACAGAACUCCAGUUUCAGCAUGAAAAUCAGCAGCCUGACAGAGAGCAACCAGAGACUACAGGACGAGCUGGCACAGAACAUCAAGUCAGUUUCAGAACUAACCGCUGAGAGGAGUUCACUCCAAGAACAAAAGUCUGAGCUGGAAAAUCAAAUCUCAGAAAAUCAGAAAAUAAUUGAGGGUCUGUUGAAGGAAAAGGAGACACUCACUUCUGCAGCAGAUGAAUUAAAGGAAAGCGAACUUUCAACAUCUGCAGGGUUGCACGAGAAAACAACUGAAUGUGCUGAUCUGUCGAAAAGGUUAACAGAGAGAGACGAACAGCUUCAAAGUCUACGAGAGCAAGUGGAUGCCUUUAAAAAGGAAGUGAGUCAACUCAACGCGUCCUUGAAUGAGAAAGAACAAAGCGUGUCGGAGCAGAGUUCACAGCUGGAAGCUCAGCAGAACCAGCUGCUGCAGCUUCAGGAAACUCUGUCCAUGUUCCAGGAGCAAGGAUCUGUCCUCAAGUCAGGCCUGGUGGAGAAAGACACGUUGCUUCAGCAGAAAGCAGAAGAAUGUGAUGUUUAUCAGAAUGAAGUCACGCUGCAGAAAACCCUCAUCUCACAGAUGCAGGCUGACGUAGAGUCACUCAGGCGAGAGUGCUCGGAGGCCAAAGAGCAGAUAGAGCAAAAAGAGCGAGCUCUAAAAGAAGCAACAAACGAGUUUCAGCUCCACAAAGAUGAGCUGAAUAAACGCAGCGAAUCAGUGAUUUCCCUCAGCAGUCAGCUCGGUGCCAUGAAUGAGAGUGCUGCAGAGAUGGAGGUUGAGAUUACCAACCUGAAGGCCGCUGUGCAGACACUCACAGCGGAAAACUGUCAGUUAACACAGGAGGAGGACCAGAGGAAGGCAGAGAUGAUUGAUUUAAAGGAUAGCGUUCAAGCACUGAACGAGCAGAACGCUAAAUUAAAAUCUGAAUUUCAGAAAACGGUGACGGAGCUGUCCAAAGCGCACGAAGAAGUCGCACAUCUCAGUGCUGCCUGCUCAGAGAGGGAGACGCUGCACUUGACCAUGCAAGGAAAAGAUGAGUCCCUGAAACAGCAGGAGGCUUUGAUCCAGCAGCUCGGCAGUAGGAUAGCCGAGCAGGAGGCGCAGCUGAAACAGAAAGCAGAUGACAACAUCAGUUUAAGUGCAAAACUCUCAGAGCUGGAAGAUUCUGCCUGUAAACUCAGAGGUCAAGUUGACAGUCUCACUUCCGAGUCAACCAUCCUGAAAACUACUCUGAAGGAAAAAGAACAGUCAAGUCUUGAAUAUCAAAGUCACUCUUCAGCCUCUGUUGAAAAUCUCAAUUCACAUCUACAAGCUAAAGAGGCCGAGUGUGAGAGCUUAAAAGAGCAGGUUUCACACCUGGAAGAAUCUGUCACAAAGCUCAGUAACACCCUCCAAUUACAGAUAUCUGAAGUGGAAAACCUAAGAAAGGCUUUGGAGGGAAAAGAUGCCGCUCUUUUGGAUCAAUCAAAGUGUCUUCAGGAUAUUCAAAGAAGAGCAGAUGAAGCUUUGCUCUUCAAAACUCAGUUCAUGGAAAGCACAGAGCUGGUGUCACAGCUACAAACUCAGAUGCAGUUACUGUCCACUGAGUGUGAAAGCCUCAAAAAGUCAGCAGAAGAAACACAAAGUGCCUUUAACAACCUGCAAGAGAAAUAUGCAGCUAACUUAGAGGAGCUGCAGGAUGUGAGGAAGCAGCUGUCCCAAAGGACUGAUGAGGUGUCCAACCUUCACAAGUUAUUGGACGAUAGCGGUAACGAACAGCAGACAUCAGAGACCACCAUAGUAACUCUGAGAAAUGAGAUCGCUGCGAUGCGUCACCAACUUGAGAAAAUGAAAGACUUGAACUCAGAUCUUUCAAAGGAAAAGGAUGAAGCUUUUGCUUCCCAUCAAGCAAGCGUGUCGCUGCUGACUGUUGAAAUAGAAAGACUCAAAUCUCAACAUCUUCAAGUCGUGGCGCAAAUGAACGCGCUGACGGAAAACCUCGAGCAGAGAGAAAUGGCUCUUCAUGCAAUUAACAGUCAGUACGCAUCCCAGGCCAAACACACGUCUCAGCUGGUCUCAGAAAUGCAGAAGCUAGAAGAGCAAAAUAAGAGACUGAAUGAGGAGAUUAGCUUGUCGAAGGAAGAGCACCAGAAGCUUCUCACUGCCGUCAGUAAUGAAAACACACAUUUGCAACAGGAAGUCAGAAAAGUUCUUGCAGAGAAGGAAGAGCAGGAAAAGAAACAUCAGCAAAUGUGGGCGUCGCAGGGGGAGCUGCAGGUUCGACUGGAGCAGCAGUCCAGCAGCACCAAUGAAAUAAUGAAGAAAAUGAUGUCCGAGAAGGAGAGCCUUCAAGCUAAGGAGACGAGACAGAAGAUGGAAGAAGUACAGCAAACUUACGGAGCGCCGCCUGAAAAAGAAAUCAGCAGUUACCAGGAAGAAACUGCUGAUCUAAGGUCUGAAACCGAGAGGAAGGACACGCUGCCAGGAAAGGAAGCGGCCGUCUCGGCAGGUCACAGAGGAACGGACGAGGUGGUGAGGCGGAUGGAGGCGGAGAGGAUCCAGCUCCACAGAGACCUGCAGCGCUGCAUGUAUGAGAUCCAACAGCGAGACCAGUACUUCCAGCAGCUCAGCGCGAAGAUGCAGCAGGUGGUGGAGGAGAAAGGCGCUGUUGCAGCUCAGCUGAGGGCCGUUUCCCAAACCCUGAGGGACACCCAGAACCGCUGCCAUUGGCUGGAAGGCCAAGUCCAAGGCCAGGCUCAGGGGUCAGUAUAUGCCGAGGUUGCACCUGGAGCCCCCCAGGAGAGGAGCAACGACUCCAUGAGAGCUGAAGCUGCUGAAGCUGUUCAGCUCCGAGAGAGGCUGCUGGAGGUGGAGCAGAGUCUGGCGGAUGAGAGGGCCAGGAGAGAGACAGCUGAGGAGGCUCUGCGUCUUUCUGAGGACAGAGCGAAGAGCGCUGCUUCCAGCCUGUCCAGAGACCCUCAGAGAGACUUCAGUAUCGACAUGGAAACAGAGGAGGAGUGGGAAGCUCUCAGUCUCAACCCAAACCAGCCUCUGAUAGCUCGAAAGGUGACAGGUGGCGUGGUGGCGUGCCGACGCUGGCUCAGGGGGCGGAGCCUCUACUUCUCCAGGCUGCUGACGAGCCGCGCCCGCUCUCGAUAUUUCUUUCUGGCCUACCUGCUCGCGAUACACCUGCUCGUCUUCAUGUGCCUCACCGGUGCCCUGUAGGGAAGGAAGGUCACUCACACCUGUUCCACGUUAGAGUUACCUGCUCUGUCGAUGACAUCACGUCCGGCUGAAUACGUGAUGACAACAGUAAUGUCAUUUUUUUUUAUAUGUUGUUUUCUCUUUGAACUGAACACGGUUUCACUUAAAUUCCACCUGAUUUUUUCUUUAAAUAUUUCAAUGUAAAUGGAGCCUUAAAGCACGAAUCCUCCUUCUCUCCUCGCUGCUGUUCCUGAACAGGAGCAGGUGGCUUCUUUAUUUAUUUAGGCACGUUGCCGAGUUUGUUGUUUUCAGAUCCAAAAUAGAAAAGAGUCGAGGAAAGCAACUCGGUUUCUGACACAAACCCUCCAGCUGACGGAGUUUCAGCAGGAAGGACGUGAACUUGGAUGUUGGUCUUGUGUGGAAGCCUGAGAAGGUGCAGAAAGCCAUAUCCCCUCUGAGUGAACACUACUGUACAGAUCCCGUGUCCUCUCCGCCUUGUUCCCGCUCCCCGAGCCGGGAACAAACAUGCAAACUCCCGUCUGUCAGUAACUGUUUGCUUUACAUCCAAAUCACAGAUAUGAGCACCAGCUGCCGCUUUGUCGCCCGCCUGGUUUCAUACUUUGCACAUAAUCGUGAUGCUGAGUUAAAACUAUGCACUGAAACUCCAAAUGUGUAUAUAAUCAUCUCACAUGAGCGCAGAAGCACUACACCUCCCCCACUCCCUCCUGUUCCCUUUAACUGCAAAGCCAAAGGUGUCUGUAUUCUCACCUUGGCACUUUGAAUAAGUGCUCUCAUGCCGACGGUUUCAAAAUCUGCGCUCUGGUUUCUGCCAUUGAAAAUGGACUGCAAAUGAAGCCGGGGGUAUGGAAGGCCACGCUGUACGUAUUGAAGGUUUCUCUGUAUUUAUGUGUGCAUCCUCAGAAAGCGUACAGCGUGUGUUCUGGACUGUAUGUAUGUAUAUAUUCAUUUCUAUCCUCUCUGCCUGAUGUCUGAUCACUGUACAUUUCUGCUUGCUUGUUCAGAGUUUGAAAAUGUGACUGAUGGGCGCCGUUUUCUCAGAACGUCAGUUAACAAGCCAAAAAAUGCUCAAACUAACAUCACUGAUCCUUUAAAAGACAAAAUGAGGAGUCAAAGAAGCUUUCUGGCUCGUUAAUUGAUGUUUUGUGGAAACUCGGCUGCUGAUGAGUUUGUGGUACACUGUCCUAAUGAUCUGUACAUAAAGGUGUGAUUGAUGGACGAAACAUGAACUGAAUCUAUUUAUGAAAAAGGUAAACUACUGAAAAAUGAUCAGAUGGCAUAUUUUUUCUCUACUGCCUCUAUUUUUAAGAGAUAGUGAAGCUGUCGGCCUUUUGAUGACGUUAGGCUGAACUUGGUGCAAUACUGUGUCGAGGUGGACUUUUUCAGAUCACCCUUUACCAUCAAAGACAUUUUAAUAAAGCUUAUUGAACCUUCUUCAUUCGCUCAUAUGAUGUGUGUCUCACCGGCAGUCUGUGGGACCGUCUGUCCAUCCCAGCUGUCAGACUGCUGCUUUGAAUCAGCUGAAAAACUGA